This is a messenger RNA of Hypoxylon fragiforme, 2907 nucleotides long. Its product is annotated as glycoside hydrolase family 92 protein. Gene Ontology annotation, molecular function: carbohydrate binding; peptide-N4-(N-acetyl-beta-glucosaminyl)asparagine amidase activity. Lineage: Eukaryota; Fungi; Ascomycota; Sordariomycetes; Xylariales; Hypoxylaceae. The record is from RefSeq and is a predicted model, not a curated record. Bases 284 to 2695 code for a protein of 803 amino acids. Gene Ontology annotation, cellular component: cytosol; nucleus. Gene Ontology annotation, biological process: carbohydrate metabolic process; protein deglycosylation; glycoprotein catabolic process. The transcript is spliced from 6 exons.
AAGGGAGUACAACAAGAUUUACUGGAAUACCGACAACAAUGGGACCCGGAACUGGCUUAGCGAAUGCUGGGGAAUGGGGAAAUUCGGGGUAGGUAUUUAUUGAGGGGAUGUUGGUAAGGUCAUACGGAGGAUUCUAUUCGGGCAAAUCGAGUCGGGGUAGGUGAAGCAUAGGCACAAAGAAAAUGGAACCUAUAUAGGUGCCUGCCUGUCUACAGUACCCACCAAUAUGUGAGCAUCAUAGUGUACCGAGCUAUGCUCCUAUGUGAUCCUUUAGUUGUAAGCCAUGAAGUCAACUUGGAAACACGCUGCUAGCAUCUCGGUGCUCACUGCUGGAGCUACCGCAGUAGACGCAAUACAGGACUAUGCGCAAUACGUGAAUCCCUUCAUUGGCACCGAGGGCCCGAUUCCCGGUACAAGCUACAUUGCUGGGAAUGUCUUCCCGGGAGUCACCCUCCCCUUUGGCGCGGUGAAGGUGGGAAUCGACACAAAUCUACUGAAUUACACGUACUCUGCUAACGCGGGCUACACCCCCGACGGCUACGUGACCGCCAUCACGAUGCUGCACGAGAGCGGCACGGGCGGUGAGCCGACCUACGGGCUCAUACCCCAGAUGCCCCUGACCACCCUCGACGGCGUCAACGUGCUAGACAAUCUGACCUACAUGCAGCCGAGGACCGCCGGCGAUGUAGCCAGCGUGGGAUACUACAAGACGCAGCUGCAGAACGGCGUUACCGCCGAAAUGAGCGCCAGCAUGCAUGUCGGGAUCAUGAAGUACACGUACCCCGACGAUGCGGACGGCCGCUUUGUCCUGGUCGAUGUGAGCCAUGUUAUCCCGAGCAGGGGCAGCAAGGGCCAGCAGUAUAGCAAUGGGAUGCUGGAGCGUAGCGAGGAUGGCACGCAGUACUCGGGCUAUGGCGUAUAUCGAGGAGGAUGGGCCGGGGGGGACGAUUAUCGAGUGUACUUCUGCGCCGAGUUCGACUCUGCGCCGGCGGAGUCCCGGCUGUUCUCUGGGAGGUCUACGGAUCCGUACUGGCCAAGUGUAGUCGGCGUCGAGCCCUCUUUCACGAACAGGACCUGGAUUAACGGUGGAACGGUGGGGUACCAGUACGCAGAUCGCAUUGGCGCUUUGUUCGAGUUUCCUCCCAAUGUCACGACGGUCAGUUCCAAGGUCGGGGUCUCUUGGGUAUCUACCGACAAGGCAUGCCAGUUUCUAGAUGAAAUCCCGGGUUGGGACCUCGAUGAGGUUAAGGAUGCUGCUCGGGAUCAAUGGAACUCGGAUGUCUUCUCGACGAUUGACGUGACAACGACGAACGAGACGCAGUUGGAGAUGUUCUACACGGCAAUGUAUCAUGCUCACCUACUGCCUUCGAACCGAACGGGGGAGAACCCCUAUUGGGAGUCCGAUGAGCCGUAUUACGACGACUUCUACACAAUCUGGGACACGUUCAGAUGUCUCAGUCCUCUCCUGACACUUAUCCAACCCCAGGCACAGAUAGAAAUUGUCAGGACCCUAAUCGACAUUUGGAGAUUCGAGAGGUUUAUGCCCGACGGGCGAAGCCACAACCACAACGGCAGAGUCCAGGGAGGGUCCAACGCGGACAACGUGCUUGCCGAUGCUUACGUCAAGGGGCUCCAAGGCGGCAUCAACUGGGCAGACGGAUACGCAGCGAUGAAGGCCGACGCGGAGAUCGUGCCGUACAACAAUUACGACAUCGAUGACUCCACCGGCAGCACCAAGGAAGGGCGGGGUGCACUGCAGGACUGGAAAGAGUAUGGCUACGUGACACCAAAGUUCGGUCGGUGUCUUAGCAAGACGGUCGAGUACUCGCUAAACGACUUCUCGCUAUCGCAGGUCGCGAAGGGAGAGGCGCCGGAGGAUGUGGCAACAUAUCUCAAUCGCUCCGCUGGAUGGCAGCGGACAUGGGCCGCCAACGUAACAUCGUUGAAUUUCACUGGGUUCCUUGCGCCGACAUACCCGAACGGUAGCUACGAAGAGUACGACCCCUUGGCAUGUGCUGACUGCGAAUGGACCAGCAUCAGCUACGAAGGCGUUCCAUUCGAGUACAGCUGGACGAUCCCCUUCGACAUGUCCACCCUCAUCACCCUCAUGGGCGGCGCCGCCCAUACCGAAGCGCGACUGGACACGAUGUUCAUCCCGGGUCUCUCACGCUCGAACCAGGGCGGCAACGGCGCGGGGACCGCGAUCUUCAACCCGGGCAACGAGCCGAGCUUCAUGACGCCGUUCCUGUACAACUACCUGCCGCAGCGGCAGCACAAGUCCGUGCAGCGCUCGCGCGAGGUCGUCGACCAGUUCUACCACACGGGGCGCUCGGGGAUCCCGGGGAACGACGACGCCGGGGCGAUGGGCAGCUGGCUCGUGUGGAACAUGAUCGGGCUCUAUCCGGUGGUCACGCAGCCCGUGUACCUGGUGCUCGCGCCGCGGUUCGCGAACGUGACGGUGAGGCUGGGGAAGGGGGGCGCGGCGCUGAGGAUCGAGGCGCAGGGGUUGGAGGGUGGGCCGUUUGUGCAGAGGCUGAGGGUUAAUGGCCGGGAGUGGAAUCAGAGUUGGGUUGGUCACGAGGAUAUUGUGCGUCCGGAUGGGCGGGACAGCUUGCUCCAGUUUGAGCUGGGGGAGGAGAGGGUCGCGUGGGAUACGGGUGAGGUGCCGCCUAGUCCUGGUCAUGUAGAGCUCUGAUGCGUCAGCAUAGGUACCUACCUUCGUAGGGUGUACAAAUACAGGUAGCACCUAGCUGAGCAGGCACUGUCCAACCUCAACUAUUUUUUUAAAUCUAGGUACAUAGCUAAUAGGUACUAAGAUAAGUAUUCCAUAGUAUAGUAGAGACAGCUUGGUAGAACUACUGCUACGGUUCUAAGCUAUAUAGAAUCUUGACAUUCCCUGCCCUAGCC